This is a messenger RNA of Fonsecaea nubica, 1488 nucleotides long. RefSeq lists its product as hypothetical. The transcript is spliced from 3 exons. NCBI's taxonomy places the organism in Eukaryota, Fungi, Ascomycota, Eurotiomycetes, Chaetothyriales, Herpotrichiellaceae. Gene Ontology annotation, cellular component: membrane. Gene Ontology annotation, molecular function: transmembrane transporter activity. Gene Ontology annotation, biological process: transmembrane transport. The record is from RefSeq and is a predicted model, not a curated record. The coding region runs from base 1 to 1488 and encodes 495 amino acids.
AUGGAGAAAGACCUUCCCAUCUCACCGCCAGCCACGGUAUACUCCUCCCCGAUCAAAGGGGCCAGGGUUUCUGACACCUCCAUCGAUGAUGUGACACCCGUCGAAGCGCCCCGGGGGAAACAAACCUGGAAGUCAUACUUGUGGGACACGCUCGACAAAGACCCCAUUGAGCGCGCGUUCCUCUUCAAGCUCGACGCGGCGAUGCUGAGUCUCGCCGGGUUUGGCUUCUUUAUCAAAUACCUGGACCAGCUCAACAUCAGCAACGCCUUCGUAUCGGGCAUGAAGGAGGAUCUGGGCCUCUAUGGCAACCAGCUGAACUACAUGCAGACGCUGUGGACGGUCGGAUACGUGCUGGGAGCUAUUCCAUCAAACCUACUCCUAACACGCGUUCGGGCCUCGAUAUACAUCCCAUGCAUCCAGACUGUCUGGUCCGCCCUGACUAUGUGCAUGGCGGCCUGCGACACGAUCAAGCCCAUUUACGUGCUGCGGUUCCUGAUCGGCCUCGCAGAGAGCGGCUUCUACCCGGGUGUCCAGUAUCUGAUCGGAUGUUGGUAUCGACGCGACGAGUUGGCCAAGCGGUCCUGCAUAUUCCACACCUCCAGUGCCCUCGCGGGCAUGUUCAGCGGCUAUCUGAUGGCGGCGGUCUACCAUCUCGAGGGAAGGGGGGGACUCCGCGGAUGGCAGUGGCUGUUUAUCGUUGACGGGUGCAUCGCUGUGCCCGUCGCAGUAGCAGGCUAUCUGUUCUACCCGGACGUCCCGGAGACGUGCCAGGCCUUUUAUCUCAGCAAAGCCGAGAUCGAACUGGCUCAAACGCGAAUGCUUCUCGAAGGACGCAGCGGUCGCCAGCCGUACACGUGGACCAAGAUCAAGAAGAUCUUCCAGUCGUGGCACUUUUACGGCAUCGUCAUCAUGUUCACCAUCUUCGUCAACAACAACGCGAUCCCGCAGCCGUUUUUCUCGCUGUUCCUCAAGGACUCGCAACAUCCGAAAUACACCAUCACGCAGAUCAACGCGAUCCCGUCGGCCAGCGCGGCGGUGCAGGUGGUGACGACGCUCAUGUACGCGUGGAGCUCCGACACGUUCCUGCACGGGGCGAGGUGGCCGCCCAUCAUCGCGGCCAACCUGGUCAACAUCGUCAUCUACAUCAGCCUGGCCGUGUGGGACGUGCCCAUGGGGUGGAAGUGGACGUGUUUCAUCCUGGUGGGCGCGGGCGGCGGGCUCAGCGGCCUGUGCUACGCGUGGGCGCACGAGAUCUGCACCCACGACAACGAGGAGCGCGCCUUCGUCACGGGUUCCAUGAACGAGUUCUCCUACGCCGUCCAGGCCUGGCUCCCCCUGCUGGUGUGGAAGCAGGUCGACGCUCCGCGCUACGAGAAGGGCUACAUCACCUGCGCCGUGCUGAGCGCCGCCAUGAUUGUGAACGCCAUGGUCGUUCGACACCUGCAAAACAAGGAGCUUGGAGCGAAGCGCGUUCAGCAGGGUGUGUGA